This is a messenger RNA of Colius striatus (speckled mousebird), 2339 nucleotides long. RefSeq names its product EF-hand domain family member D1 (gene EFHD1). The record is from RefSeq and is a predicted model, not a curated record. Gene Ontology annotation, cellular component: mitochondrial inner membrane. The transcript is spliced from 4 exons. NCBI's taxonomy places the organism in Eukaryota, Metazoa, Chordata, Aves, Coliiformes, Coliidae. Gene Ontology annotation, molecular function: calcium ion sensor activity. Bases 88 to 801 code for a protein of 237 amino acids.
ACUGAGGGAAUAAAGUUGCGGGCCGGGGCUGGCGGACGCGUCUGUUCGUAGCGGAGCCAGGCUGAGCGGGAGCGCAGCCGCCGGGCCAUGGCGUCGGAGGAGCUGGCGCAGAAGCUGCAGCGGCGGCUGCUGCUGGAGGAGAGCGGGACGGCGGGCGAGGCGGCCGUGACCGGCGGGGAGGCGGUGGAGGAGACGGAGGAGGAGGAGGAGCGGCGGUGCCUGACGGCCAGCGCGGGCGCGGAGCUGAGCGCCAAGCUGUGCCGGCGGCAGGACAUCAACGAGGGGGCGGCGCAGCCCCGGCGGGCCGCCGUCUUCAACCCCUACACCGAGUUCAAGGAGUUCAGCCGGCGGCAGAUCAAGGACAUGGAGCGCAUGUUCCGCCUGUACGACUCGGGACGGGAUGGGUACAUAGACCUGAUGGAGCUGAAGCUGAUGAUGGAAAAGCUGGGAGCCCCACAGACCCACCUGGGGCUGAAGAACAUGAUCAAGGAGGUGGAUGAAGACUUUGAUGGGAAGCUCAGCUUCCGUGAGUUCCUGCUGAUUUUCCAUAAAGCUGCAGCUGGGGAGCUCGAGGAGGACAGCGGCCUGUUGACUCUUGCGAAGCUCUCGGAGAUAGACGUUUCCAUCGAGGGAGUCAAAGGAGCCAAGAACUUCUUUGAAGCUAAGGCUCAAGCCCUCUCUUCAGCCAGUAAGUUUGAAGCAGAGAUAAGAGCUGAGCAGGAUGAGCGAAAACGGGAAGAGGAAGAGAGGAAACACCGCCGAGCAGCUUUCAGGGAGCUCAAGUCUGCAUUUACCCAGUAGCCGACCAGCUGAUACGCACUCUGAGGUUGCAUGUGACUUGGUACGUUUCCCAGAUCAGGGCUCUACCUGGAGAGAACUACCUGGAUCCUGCCUGAAACUCGUAACAGCUUUGCUAGUCUUCCUCUCCUGAAGAUCCUCCUGAGCUUCUAAGGGCACAACUCUUGCAGUUACUGUGCAUUUGUAACAAUGUGAAUUGUUAGGAGCUGUGCACGUGCUGUUUGGUCUGAACUGUCGAGAGCCCGUCACCCUGAAGCAGAAACAGCAGGUAGCAAAUCAUGGGCGAGCACUGACUACUGUCAUGUCUGCCUGCUUUGUUCUUUCCUUUUCUAUAUGUCUUUUUUUCUCUUAACCCCAUAUUAAUUCAUUCCUUGCUUACAGGCAAGUGGCGAGGUCUUGUGUACAUCAGGGUGUGCCGAGUACAGCUUGACUCCCUAUAUGGCUGUACUGCUGUUAAGUGUUGUCACACAUCCUUGACUACCCCUUUUCCUCAGAGUCCCAUGCCACAGGCACUGUGAAAACACUGUGAAGAGAGAAAGAUAGUUACUAGGGUCAUGGAUCAUGUUAAUUACCAUUUCUUGUAGCAUUUUCUGCCACUCAUCAUGUUGGAAAGUCUUCCAGUUUCUCUCCUCUGAAGUGCCAUAUUAACAAACCUUUCAGUAAGAGGUGAGUUUUCCCCAAGAUGUUGAAGGGAAGAAGCUGUCUUUCCCUUAAAGGAGGAACAGACAACAGUGUUGCCUGACCAUGUAUCUUCUUUCACAUUCCAUCACAUUUAGUGUACUGUACAGCUUCACUCUCUUUCCUAGCCUUAGGCAGCUCUAUCUGUUUUUAAGGUAUAUUGCCAGCUAAACAAUGCAAUUGGAUGGCACGCUGAGGUUUUCUAUUUGGAUAUUUGCUCAUAUCCUGAUGCAGGAAGGUGAUGUUGUUUGAUUUCAUUAGAGCCAUGACAUCUACUACCAGCCCAGCACACUGAGCAAUCCUUGCUCAAGAAGGGAAGAGCAGCAAGGUGAGCACAUUUAGCUAAACUGAGUUUGGAGGGCUUAGCACUGUAUAAUUAGCCAUUUUCUUUUUCAAACACAGGGAACUUGUCAACAAAUGUUAAAAUGCCCACUGCUUGUCUGGACAUAUAUGCCAUAGGUCACAGCAGGGGACCUGUGUUCCCUCAGAGACCUCUCCUGAAACAUUAAUUUGCUCAAAUUCUGCCUCUGCUCUUGCCCCAGUUGGCACAUUUUAUUUCUCUUUCCAGAAAGACUCAUCGGUUGUCCUUUCACUUGUCUGUUUUGCUUCUUAAACUGUGAGCACUAAACUGUGAGUGUGGAGUAAUGAAUAGAAAAACCUCUACUCUUUAAUGUCAGGUGAAAGAUUUGCUAAACAAUUAAACUGUGUAUAUAUAUCUCCACAGAUUAUAUUUUGUAAAUCACGCUUUUUUAGCUAAAUAUUUAUAAUUAAAUGGUUUUUAUACUUUACAACAAAGCAGAUAAUUUCAUCUUCAACUAUUUCUCCUGUUGCUGAAGUGUACAAAUAAAGCAUUGUUAUCUCCA